AUUUGUACAUUUUGGCGCACACACCCGAUAGCGCUACAUUCUGCAAUCUGGUAGCUCAUUCUUUUAGGCCUGUUAUUUUCACAAGUGAUUCUAUAUGCUUUUAAUUCCUAUUUUAUCUUCUUGGAUAUAGGAAUUAGUCGUUUAUGAUGUUUGAUGGGAUUGGGUAAUUGUUUUUGAAAAAUAGUUGGCAACGUGCUGUUUAAGCAUGCUUAACGUACUGCAUUUUUAGAUCACGGUUACUAAAUGGCGUGAAAAGAACUAUGGACGCCAUAGUUGUUUUGUGUCAUUUCUGUGAACAACAUGGUCCAUCAGUAAUAAUGUGUACCCAGUCAUUUAAACAAUCACAGUCAAAUUUAUCUGUAAAUAAUGUACCCGAUGUUACUACUGCCAAUGCUAAUAAUAGUAACAAAGAUGUAAACACAUAUCAAAGAAAAUUAUCUAAUCAUGCUCUACAAAGUAGCGAAGAUGCAAUUUUUACUGGGAUAGAUGUUCCACCUAUUCCUUUACCAUCUUCAUGUAUGUAGUUUUGUUGCUUAUGUGUUUUUGUUUUUUUCUGCCUGUAAUGGGAGGUUUUAAAUCUGAUAUAAUUAGUUUGUCACUUCAGGUUGAAGAGUAAUAAUAAAUUUAAAUACAAUUUUUGAUAUGAUUACUUGUUUAUUUACUAGUGAUUUACUAUUUUAGUCUAUCUCGUCAUUCAUGUGUUACGCGUGUCUAAUCACCGACAACCUGGACAUUCAAUGCUGGUUGAGAUAGGAAUCAGUCCAAAGAGAAGUAGGAGUGGGCGAACUAAGACGUAGUAACAAUCCAUGAAUUCAUUGGCUGCUGAACUGAACUUUAUGAGUACAUCCAGACUAUCUGGUUGGGGUCUGCACGAUGUGGUUUCAGAUAUUACAUGAUGUGUAUGAAAAGCGGUUACAGUAAGGAAGAUGCAUUUGUUCUUUAUCUGCCCUUAAUUCUUGAGCUUCAAUAUUAGUCCGUAUUUUUUAUUCUUUGAAUUUUCCUCUUUCCGAACUUGACGAGUUUCGUUUGGUUGAUGUUCCAACACUUCACGUCAGUACAUUGAUGGACUACCAGCAAAGCGAGAAACAUAGGAUGGGACUUAUUGUCAACGACUGUUCGAAUGUAAACGUGAAAAGCACACUUCGAAAGAGACCAAUGUCAUGGAAUGAGGGAAAGUAGAAAAAUUAUACUCAAGUCAAUUAUGGAGACUAAAUGCAACUGCGCCACUGACCAGUGCCGAAUCAUAUCGCAACGUUGGUGGUUAUGAUUGUGUAAAAAAUGUUCUCAUAACUUUGGUCGUUAAAUGUUUAUAGUCAUCAGCGAGAUUGCUCUUUCUACCGAGCAGCUUAUUGUGGUAUACCUCGGGAUUACUCACUGAUGGUCCAGAUGUUAGAACAGUGCAUCGAAGGUGCCUGUGAUCAAAUACUUACAACUUGUGUCUUCUACUUACAUAGGUCAUGUUUCAUACACAUACAGUAAGACAGUGGUAGUUAUUUGUCGUCAAAAGUGUUUUUAUUCUUCUUGAUGACCAUAUCCCAUUGGUUGACUGUCUUCGUGUGCGUCGUUUACGCCCAAUGUACAAUCGUAUCCAACACUACAUUGGAUUAGAAAUGUUGUGGAGGCUAUCGAGCGAUGUAUUGCCAAGCUAUGAAGUCACUGACCUUCAUAUUAACUUGUGUCGGUGGGUGCAGACGUUCUAGUUGAGGUCCGCACAAUGAUCAUACUCAAAGGGUAGUUACCUUAGGUAAUGGCAUGGCUGAAAACCUUGUUAAAGUAGCCUUGAUCAAUCUUUAGUUUUAAUGUUACUUCACUUUUUAUGUUUGGUUGUCUACCAAUGCUUUCAUUUUGACUGAUCACCUAGCUGAUAUCAGUUCGUGUUGCAAAUCACUUUCGAACUAUCCAACUAUUUGUUACAUAUUAUUUUAUUUUCUAAACAAUAGCAUCGAGAUUCUCAGUGAUGUCAUCAAACAUUACUCAACAGCAACAACAAUCACAUCCAGCUUGUAAAGCAUGCUCAUCUAUCUUGUUACGUGAUGAACUAGGAAUAAUUAGCUAUGAUCAUUCUGCCAAUCUUUCAUAUAUUUCUACGCAAUUUCCAAAAGACACGGAUUUAAGUACACAUGUUCGAAAUGCAUGCUUGCGAAGUCUUUCUAGUGAGGUUUGCCCAGGUCAAGUCGGUGCAUUUUACUUUGGUGAUGAAAUAAAUGGUCAUGUUUUUAGUUAUAAUUUCCCUUUGAAUGAUUCACGUGCGCGUGGUAAUCAAAGUCGUUUCAGUAUUUUGGUGUUAUCAUGGGAUAAGAUAUACCUACUAAAUAUAUGGUCAUUUUUGAUAUCGAAUAUAUCACGUAUGGUUUCUCGUCUACGUCUAGCAGCCAAUCGUGUAUACAGUGAUGAGACUUCAGAUAAUACAACUGCUGCUGUUGUCAAUACAAUGACUCAUUCAAAUCCACAGAAGCCGAUAGCUCCAUUGAGAAGAUGUGCUACACCUCCAGCUUCGUUAGCUCCUAAUCUUUACAAACAGGCUAUUGCAGCAGGUAAUGCUGUUACGGCAGGAUACGGUUUAUACAGUAAUGCAACAUUAGGAAGAGAAACAAAACAGAAAAGAGCUACCGACUCAGAUAUGCGUUCACUGGCUGAUUUAACAAAAGAUGAUCAAAUAUUCUAUCGUCUACAUGCUUGGUUCACAUGGUUACUUCGUGCCGGUGGUCGUCGAUGGAGUAUAGUUCCUCCUGCUAUUGCACCUCCAGUUGAUGAAGAUUCAAUUGUAUCUCAGGAAGAAUAUGAAGCUUAUAUUUCAGCUGGUCUUGAAUGUUUAACAACAUCUAGUUCAAGAAAUGCUGCUGCCGCUGCCAAUGCUAACACUUUUAAUUUGCCUGGUCAUAAACUUGGUCAUAGUAUGAGUUGUAUUAGUCAAUCAAGUGGUUCUACAAUAUUAUCAAAAUCAAUAAAUCAUUCAACAACCAAUGGUACAAGAGAUUCGAUUGAAGCAGCUAAUAACAAAAAAAUAUCGCUGUAUUUAAACAAUAUGUCAGUAGAAAUGGCGAAUUCCACGUCUUUCAUGAUCUUGUCCAGACUACUUACUGUACUUGGUGUCAACCCAUUUAGUCGAUUAGUUCAGCAUAUAGCUGUUGGAAAUCAAUUGGUUGUACAAUCAUUAACCGAAGAUAUACACUCUACACUGACAUUGUCUGCAUUAGCUAAACUAUUACCUAAAGGAUGUAUUAGACAGGUAAUAGCAAGUCAUGAAUAUGUGGCACCAUUUCGUUGUAAUCUUUUAAGUUUAACAAGUAAUUUAUUAAUGUUAGAAGAAGAUGUAAAUAUGGCUAAAGAUGUUCUUUAUUUAGCUGUUUAUCGUUGUGAAUGUAAAUCAUCAUCGUCAUCAUCAUCUUCAUUAAAUGAAACAACAAUAAUCUCUAAUGAAAGUAGUGAAGAAUCUUUUCUACAAUCAUAUGUCAAUUCUUUAAAUUUUAAAUUAUGUUCAACAAUUCCAUCAUUUGAUUCAGAAUUAAUUUUAUAUAAAAAAUCAUUACCUUGUCGUUAUUAUUCUACUACUACUACUAAUAAUAAUAAUAAUAAUCAUCCAUCUAUUACUACAAUUUCUCGUCAAUUUUUAACUAAUAAUAGUGGACGUAUUACAAUAUCUAAUUAUGUACAACAAAUUAUUAAAUUAUUUCAUAUGAAUCCACCAUUAUCAAUGGAUGUUUAUACAAUUGCUUUAUCUACAAUACAACAUGAAUGGAUACAUCGUGCACGUUUAUUAUAUUCAUUUAAACGUUGUCAAGGAUCAUCUUUGAGCGGUGAGGAAGCAACUCGUCGUUGGACUAAUGUACUCGCUUCAAUCAAUUGUCAAUCAGCGGAAAAUGCAGCUGUGGCAAGAUUUUGGCAAGGUGCUUUAAGUCAAUACUCUCGUAAUAAUAUAUGUCACUUACGUAAAUGUCCAACCGCUACCAAUUCAACGAAUACAUCAAGACGUGGUUCAUUUAGCUCGAGUAAUGCCGAUUUAAAUGCUGCUGUUUUAGCAGCUGCGACAAAUUAUCAAUCGGUUCCAUUAAAUGAUUAGUUAUCUGUAUUGCUUUCAUUUUUCUUUAUUUUUUUCUUAUCUUUGUUCUUUUAUAUUUUGUAAAUUUUCGUUUACUUGUGUUUUUGUUUCUUUUGUUGUGAUUGUUAAUUCGUUUCACUUUCUCUUCAACAUCAUCAUAAUUCAAAUGUGAAAUUGUAGGUCAAAUUUUCUUGUUCCUUUACAUCAUCAUCACAAUUAUUACGCUGUAAAUAAGUUAUCUAUCUAGUUUUCUUACUCCGGUAUAAUCCAUAAUAAUAAUCAUGAUGAUGAUGGUGCUGUUGCUUAUUCGCUUAAUGAGAUAAAAUGUUUAUUUAUUAUUGUUUCACUAAACCGUCUAAUUGUACCGGUGUAUAAAUAUCUUUAUAUAUCAAGCUUUAAGAAGUGAAUAUAUCACUUUCUUACCAAUCUGUCAUUGUACUAAAAAAUAUUCCCCAUAUAACUUACAUAUGAUCAAUCUGACUAAUAGUGAUCGCUUAUAUUUGUAUUAUCAAUAUUACUGUAUAUAAUUCACUAUGUUAUUGAUUGAUCAGUUGUGAUCAUCAUUUUGAUGAUCAUUAUAAAAAGCAAAUGUUAUACUUAAUCUUGUUUUAUUUAGCUUCAUAUAUAUGAGUUAUUAUGGAUUCAUGUAUUUUUGUUUGAUAACAACAACUUUACCAGUGUAUAUUUCAUUCAUCUAUAGGUACCAUGAUGAGAUAGAUGUGUGAUUUACCAUUUCACUAUAUAUAAAAUAUCAUCAUUUUUAUCUUAUUUUUGAAGAUUGUAUUUUAGAAGACUUCAAAUAUAAUUUCAAGAUUAUGAGGUUUUGAUUGUCCCUCACGUUUUAAUCAUUAUUAUUAUAUGUACCUAAUUUUUUCUAUUGAUAAACUUGGAACGUUUUAUUAAAUUGAAUAUCUGCCAUAUUUAUCACACU
Messenger RNA from Schistosoma margrebowiei, 4970 nucleotides. NCBI's taxonomy places the organism in Eukaryota, Metazoa, Platyhelminthes, Trematoda, Strigeidida, Schistosomatidae. The record is from the annotation of a GenBank genome assembly.